UUUGAUGUAAUUUGUACACAAAAUGAAUAUAAAUUCAGACACUUAGACAGCUGACAUUGAAGGAGUUGGAUCAAAAUGGCUCAGGGUAACCAAAUUUCUGUUCUAAGAAAAAUGUUCGGCUUGGGUAAAAAAAAACCCGAAAAUUCGUACAUAGUGCCUCAGAACUCAAAAAUCAAUUUAGAUAAUAGGCCUGCUUUUAAGGAACACAUCGCGAAUCUCAAGGAGAAUAAUUACGAUCGCACCGUCAUGAAUAAGUGUCCACAUUGUGAAAAUAUGGCCAAGAACUUUUUGUACCUGGAAAGCCUUAUACGCAACAAUUGCGACAAGAAUCCGAAGUGCAGCUUGUGCCAAUCGUCCCUCAAGUAUCUACAGUAUGUGAAUCGAAACAUAAUGCAAGUGUUCGGAAACUUUGACUCGAUUGUGCAGGCUGCACGCGUAUUUUCCACCCAGGUGCCACCGUCGCCAAAAUACUCGGUCAGGAAGCCCCCGCCCAAGGAAGAGAAGUCCGGUGGUCGGUCUGAGGGCGGCGCCCAUCUCAGUGCACAGAAGUCUACAAAAUCUCUGAAGCCAAUCAAAUCGCAAAAGUCCAAGAAAUCGAUCAAAUCAUCGAAGUCGGGCAAGGCCCUGCCAAAGUCAAAGACCAAGACUUCCGCGGGCGCAAAGAGUCACACGAGCCACGGCAAGAUGGUUCUCAAGAGUAAAUUCAAGUCGAAACCGGCCAAAUCACCGAAGCUGAGCAAGCAGCUCAACAAGGUGGUACGCAGCGCCAGCCAGUACCAAAACCUGCGCGUCAUGCGCUCCAAGGUGCCCACCAAGACGGCCAAAACGAAGAAGCAGCGCAGCACCACGGCGCCCACCAGCAUCAACUGGAGCCUACUUAAACGCAAUAUGCCCAAACACACCAAGUCAUUCGGUGUAUAAUAAAUUGCAGAAAACGAGUUUACCUAUUCAAUGGCCUGACCGACAACAUAGAAACUCUUGAGCUGUACCAAAAUUAUCCGUUCGAAAUUUGUGAUGAGCAAAAAUAUUUUCAU
Drosophila navojoa is the source of this 1034-nucleotide messenger RNA. RefSeq lists its product as uncharacterized. Lineage: Eukaryota; Metazoa; Arthropoda; Insecta; Diptera; Drosophilidae. The record is from RefSeq and is a predicted model, not a curated record.